AUGGCGGGGUCGACGACCCAGAAUUUGGGGAACAGGACGUCGAUGAUGACGUCUGCCAGUGCUAUGAAGGCGAGGCAGCUGACACACCUCAACUCACAGCUUGCCCAGCUAUCGGCUAACCUGGCAGAUACCGAGAAUCUGUUGCGCAUGACGAGUGUGCAGGCCGAGGCCAUGAGGGGAUUGGGUAGUUGGCAUGCCGGGCUGUUCAUGGCCGCGAGCAAGGUGCUUGGUGAAGAGAGCGUGAGGGAGCAGGCAGACGGGUCCAAGUGA
This is a messenger RNA of Scedosporium apiospermum, 270 nucleotides long. RefSeq lists its product as uncharacterized. Gene Ontology annotation, biological process: attachment of spindle microtubules to kinetochore. The coding region runs from base 1 to 270 and encodes 89 amino acids. Gene Ontology annotation, cellular component: DASH complex. The record is from RefSeq and is a predicted model, not a curated record. NCBI's taxonomy places the organism in Eukaryota, Fungi, Ascomycota, Sordariomycetes, Microascales, Microascaceae. The transcript has 3 exons.